Molecule: messenger RNA, 725 nt
Organism: Triticum aestivum (bread wheat)
Lineage: Eukaryota; Viridiplantae; Streptophyta; Magnoliopsida; Poales; Poaceae
Product: histone H2A
Exons: 1
Coding region: 72-539 (155 amino acids)
Cellular component (GO): nucleosome
Molecular function (GO): structural constituent of chromatin; protein heterodimerization activity; DNA binding
Source: RefSeq, a predicted model, not a curated record
GCAUCAACCCACCCGGCAAUCAUCUCUCCACUUCCCGAAUCCUCUCUCCACUUCUAGCGCAGCAGCUCGCCAUGGACGCCUCAGCCACCGUAGCCCCCGGGAAGGCAAAGAAGGGCGCGGCCGGGCGCAAGGCCGGAGGCCCCGGGAAGAAGUCCGUGUCGCGGUCCGUCAAGGCCGGGCUCCAGUUCCCCGUCGGCCGCAUCAGGCGCUUCCUCAAGAAGGGCCGCUACGCGCAGCGCGUCAGCUCCGGCGCACCCGUCUACCUCGCGGCCGUCCUCGAGUACCUCGCCGCCGAGCUGCUGGAGCUCGCGGGCAACGCCGCCAAGGACAACAAGAAGAGCCGCAUCGUCCCCCGCCACUUGCUGCUCGCCGUCAGGAACGACCAGGAGCUCGGCAGGCUGCUCGCCGGCGUCACCAUCGCCCACGGCGGUGUGAUCCCCAAUAUCAACCCGGUGCUGCUCCCCAAGAAGGCGGCCGAGAAGUCCCCCAAGGAGCCCAAGUCGCCAAAGAAGACCGCCAAAUCCCCCAAGAAGGCGUAGGUGGCCACUGCCUAGUUAUGUCGGAGUAGCUGGGAUUGGAAUGUAUGGGCGUGCUUCAGCUCGAAGCUGAGAUUUGGAUCUUUACGGGUGGGUUUGUCCUGUGAAUUCCAUCCAUCCAUCCAGGGGCUUGGGCGGUCAGUCGCGAAGGUAAGUGGAAAUCAACUCCGUUGGCGCGUGUUUGAAAUA